Molecule: messenger RNA, 1266 nt
Organism: Sclerotinia sclerotiorum 1980 UF-70
Lineage: Eukaryota; Fungi; Ascomycota; Leotiomycetes; Helotiales; Sclerotiniaceae
Exons: 2
Coding region: 1-1266 (421 amino acids)
Biological process (GO): inositol phosphoceramide metabolic process; sphingolipid biosynthetic process
Cellular component (GO): inositol phosphoceramide synthase complex
Molecular function (GO): inositol phosphoceramide synthase activity
Source: RefSeq, a predicted model, not a curated record
AUGCCAUUCUCAUGGCCGUCAAUACCUAAUCCUAUUCCUCGCAGAGUGAGACGGAGACUGAGGUCCAAGUUCCGUUCGAAUACAUCUCCGGCUUCGUCGAUUGCUUCAAUUGAGACGUCUUUCAACCCAAAAGAUACAUUACGAGCUUUGAGGUCACAUAGAUGGUCGGUUUAUGAUGGACAAUAUUUAAUCUUGAUCAUUAUUGCAAUAUUCUCGCUCUCAAUCAGUCAGGCUCCUGGGCCUCUCAUGAAGACUGGAGCUGCAACUCUUUUGAUGCUGGCACUUCUUAUGCCAGUUACGAGACAGUUCUUCCUACCAGUUCUCCCAAUCUUCACCUGGUUGGUUUUCUUUUUCAAUGCUCGAUUUAUUCCUGCCGAAUAUCGACCACACAUCUGGGUUAAAGUUCUACCUGCCCUCGAAAACAUAUUCUAUGGAGCAAAUAUUAGCAACAUUCUCUCAGCACACCAACACGUAGUUCUCGAUGUUCUCGCAUGGUUACCCUACGGUAUUUUACACUUUGGAGGUCCCUUUGUCUGGGCUGCCUUGAUGUUCCUCUUUGGUCCUCCUGGUACCGUCCCAGUUUUUGCACGAACAUUCGGAUAUCUCAACAUUAUCGGUGUUGCGAUUCAAUUAAUCUUCCCAUGUUCGCCUCCAUGGUAUGAGAAUUUGUAUGGUCUUGCGCCUGCAAACUAUUCUAUGGAAGGAUCACCUGCAGGACUUGCACGAAUUGAUUUGCUAUUUGGCUUCGAUAUGUACACAACAAACUUUACCGCAUCACCGCUAGUGUUUGGCGCUUUCCCAUCAUUGCAUUCUGGUAAUGCAGUUUUAGAGGCACUUUUCAUGAGCCAUUGCUUCCCAAAACUACGACCAUUUGUUAUUGGAUACGCUAUGUGGAUGUGGUGGGCAACAAUGUAUCUAUCUCACCAUUACGCCGUCGAUCUCGUCGCUGGUGGUUUCCUUGCUGCCAUUGCCUUUUACAUCUCCAAGACGAACUUCUUACCAAGAAUUCAAUCAGACAAGAUGUUCCGUUGGGACUACGAUUAUGUUGAGAGAGGCGAUGCGCCAACCGGCAUUUAUGAAUAUGGACUUGCAGUGCUAGAACAAGAUUUCCGUCAUGACAGCAGCGAUGAAUGGACCAUGGGAUCAUCUUCUUCAUUCUCUUCCGGAUCGAGAAGCCCUACUGACGAGAAUGGAUCAGCAUGGGAGGGUGAUACUUUGGCAUCGCAAGCUUCAGAUAGCGAGCUCAGCGAGGUCAUCGUUAGAUGA